Molecule: messenger RNA, 1171 nt
Organism: Siniperca chuatsi (mandarin fish)
Lineage: Eukaryota; Metazoa; Chordata; Actinopteri; Centrarchiformes; Sinipercidae
Product: protachykinin
Exons: 5
Coding region: 183-479 (98 amino acids)
Biological process (GO): tachykinin receptor signaling pathway
Source: RefSeq, a predicted model, not a curated record
AUGGCGCAUCAUCAGGGAAGACGCGCUGUUGUCAGUUCUCUAUGAGCAUUUAAAAUAAUCCAACAGCGAGGUGUAGACUACCUGCACACAAACAUUCAUUAUUAGCUGUAAUCCACGCUAAAAGGAUUCAGUUUUUAGAUUUUUAUUCAGAGGCAUUUGGGUGAAAUUACGCACGGUUUGCAAUGAUGGAGCUAGUUAAAUUGGUUGUAAUAGUUGUGCUGAUUCUGACAAAUGUUUUCUGUCAAGAACUGGAUGUUGAAAACUGGAGAGAAGGCAUCAAAGAGAACAAAUGGCCAAACUCUGAAAAAAUUCAAAAUAUAUUAGCGAGAAUGACCAGAAAACCAGGACCACGUCAAUAUCUCGGGCUCAUGGGGAAGAAAGACUCCGCAAAAACGCAGACAGCACGUAAACGGUAUAAAUUUCAAAGCUUUGUGGGUCUGAUGGGUAAAAGGAGCUGUGAGGAUCAAGGAGCCCUGUGAGCUGCACAGAAGACUGGGAUCUGCAUUGGUUUCCUUACUUUGUUUAAUUUCAGACUGAUUACAAAAAGAUAGAUUUUGUCAUUGUUUCACAAAAAUAGUCACAUCUAACAGUCGAGUUUGACACUGUUGCCAAUACUGUGAGCCUUUGGUCAAACAGCGCCAUCUAGUGUUGAAAGAAUAAGGCUGCGACACUGGAUAUUUUAAUUGCAAUCACUGAAAUUUAACAGUAAUAUAUAAAAACAGUGUCAUGUAAAAUAAAUGUAUCAUCAGCUCACAAAAACUCCCCACUCCAGUUUUCAUAAUAAACCCACCUCACUCCUCAAUAUCAUCACAGGUUUAUUAAGUGACUUUGUACAAUACAAAUGAAAAAUAAAAUUAAAAAUACAGAGAUGGAGUACAUAGCCAAAGCAAAUUGCGGUGUUGACUUUUCAUUUCCCACUGAUCGUUUCCGCAGAGUGAUUGAAAUAUUGUUUUUGUUUUGUUUUUUUAAGCGUCCAGGAUCACUGUUAUAUGUGAAAGUGUUUCUUUUCGACAGUGGACGCUGCUCUCAAGUCUCUGAGGAUUUUCUAAACAUACAAAAGAAGUUAUGACUUCAGCUGGCUCGGUAUAUAUAAAAAUAAACUAAAGUGAAAUAUAACACUUAUGACAUUAUAAAUGGUGGUCCAAGGCUAAUGGCAAUAGCUAAACGCAGA